UCAGCGAGCUGGAAGUUCAUACAAAGUUGUUACUCUUGUUUUCUAGGCCACAUUUUUACUUUUAGCACUGUUGUCAUUAAAGCUGCUCGCUCUUGAUGUCAGAUAAAAACAAGCGUCCAGCUGAAUACAAAACAAUCUAUGGCAAGAGCAACAGUGUUUUCUGCUGUUUUAUCAAAAAGGAUGCGUGUAAAAUGCUAACAAAACAUUGCCAUCGAUGACUAGGAUGACAUAUCAGUUCCGCACAUAUUUUUGUACUUUUUAAUGAUGUUUCAGACUGCUGAUGACAGAUCAUUGAAUUUUUUUUUUUUGCUUUGACUAUGGAAUCUGGAUGUCUCUGCACAGUUUUGCCCACUUUGUAAAGUAUGUUUUAUACCUAAAUGUAUUGUUGGCUGUAACAUUUUGAAUCGUAAACAUUCCCAGGAAAUUUUGAAAACUUUCCAGAAAGUCAUAAACAUUUCCAAUGCUGCAGAUUUUGCGAUUCUAAUUCUUUAUUUACAUAAAUUGCACUUUAUUACCUGAAUGACAUUUCUUUAACAUAAAAAUAUUUAUAAUCCAAAUAGCUUGCAGCAGAAAAAAAAAAACCCAGGACACCAGUUCAAGCUUUGGUUGAAAUUUGUGGUUUACGUUGAGAUUUUUAACCUGUAUUUUUGGAGAAUAAAAAUGUAUGCAAAGGUCCACAUAAGAACUCACAAUAUCUGCCUGGACGCUCAUCUCAGAGUAGCCGAGGAGAAGGGCCUAUUCUGUGCAUGGCCCAGCAUCAAUCCUCUUAUAUAUUUCUCACUGCUGAGAUGAUUUGUCCUGUGGGACCAGGUUCUUACUGCCACAAAAAGCAGAAGAGGAGAUUGAGGAGUGCCAGUCAGUGGCUUGCUGUCACAUCGAAGCUGCUCUCUGCACCACUAGUAGAACUCCUUGUCACCCGCCUUAUUUUGGAUAAAACCUUUUAAAAAUUUGCCUUUUGUUAUGUUUCUCCAUCUGUGGGCUCUGUGAACCUGACAAAUAUGAAGCGUUUUCAGGCUUGGAAGAGCUCCCUCCCUUUUCUGUCACACUUUAGUAUCUAUAAAAGGUUGGGUAGUAGUAGCAUGCAGCCAGAUGAGGGCUCAGAAUGGCUUCUGGAGCUCCUGAGCGAGGUGCAGUUGCAGCAGUAUUUCCUACGCAUACGUGACGACCUCAACAUCACACGUCUUUCCCACUUUGAUUACGUAAAGAAUGAGGAUCUGGAGAAGAUCGGCAUGGGCCGACCUGGCCAACGGCGUCUUUGGGAGGCAGUAAAGAGAAGAAAAGCAAUGUGUAAGCGCAAAUCUUGGAUGAGUAAGUGUUGGAAUAUCUGGCUCUGGGGUUACUCUGAAAAUAGAACCCACCCACUCAGUAUCGCAUAUCCUUCCACGUUCCAUGCUGGACUAGGACUGUUGACACACGCACUGUACAAGUGUCAGCAGUUGUCCCAGGAUUUCCUUUCUAUGGUGUUCAGUGGAAAACGUCCAGACUCCGAAUUUGCUCCUCUGCCCCAAAGUACUUUUCGAAAACCUCCCAGCCCUCCGCCUCCAGAAGGUCAGCAGGCCCUAACCUGUCUUAUAAGUGAAAAAGACAUCUCCCUUUUUGAAAAGCUUGGUGAUGGGUCUUUUGGAGUAGUUAGGAGAGGAGAGUGGAGCACCCCUAAUGGGAAAAUGUUUAACGUUGCAGUGAAGUGCUUGAAGACUGAUGUCCUUACACAGCCUGAUGCCCUGGAUGAUUUUAUCAGAGAGGUCAAUGCGAUGCACUCACUCGACCAUGUCAAUCUCAUCAGGCUAUAUGGAGUGGUCCUUACACAUCCCAUGAAGAUGGUUACAGAACUUGCUCCAUUGGGCUCUCUCCUGGACCGAUUGCGUAAGAAUCUGGGUUACUUCCUCAUCUCCACAUUAUGUCACUAUGCCAUACAGAUUGCUAAUGGAAUGGCCUACCUGGAAUCCAAACGUUUCAUUCAUCGGGACCUUGCAGCCAGGAACAUCUUGCUUUCGUCAAGUGACUUGGUGAAAAUUGGUGACUUUGGCCUCAUGAGGGCGCUGCCCAAAAAUGAUGAUCACUAUGUCAUGCAGGAACAUCGCAAGGUGCCCUUUGCUUGGUGUGCACCAGAGAGCCUAAAGACUCGCACAUUCUCACAUGCAAGUGACACAUGGAUGUUUGGGGUGACGUUGUGGGAGAUGUUCACUUAUGGACAGGAGCCAUGGAUUGGGCUCAAUGGCAGCCAGAUCCUUCAUAAGAUUGAUAAAGAGAGUGAGCGCCUGGCACGCCCAGAAGACAGCCCACAAGACAUUUAUAAUGUCAUGCUACAGUGUUGGGCACAUAAACCUGAGGAUCGGCCAACAUUUGUAGCGCUGAGAGACUUCCUGGUGGAGGCUCGACCAACAGAUAUGAGAGCGCUGCAAGACUUCCAGGAGCCGGACAAACUGCACAUCCAGAUGGACGAUGUCAUAACUGUCAUCGAGGGCAGGGCAGAGAAUUACUGGUGGAGAGGUCAGAACAAACAAACCUUGAAGGUUGGUCAGUUUCCACGGAACACAGUGACCUCUGUAGCUGGUCUAUCAGCUCAUGAUAUUAGUCGGCCUCUAAAGAACAGCUUCAUCCAUACGGGUCAUGGAGACACUGUGCCCGCUCACUGCUGGGGUUUCCCUGACAAGAUUGAUGAGCUGUACUUGGGAAAUCCCAUGGACCCACCUGACGUUCUAGGACUUGAUCAAGGAACUCCUAGACCAACUCAACUUCCAGGGAGAGCAAAAAGGGAGCCUCCACCUCGCCCUCCUCAACCAGCCGCCCUGGUUAAGAGUAAGUUUCAUCGCUCCCUCCUCCGUGUACCCUGCUUCUGCCCGAUCUGUACUCUCGUAUUUCCUCUCUCUCAAGAACCCACAUACAAUCCUGUCAACGGAGACGACGAUUCUCUUUCAUCUGGAAUAAAGAAGCUCUCUCUCAAGAAAACGUCAACAUCAAAAGGACUAAAAUUGGUUAAACCUUCUGCACGUGUGUCUGGCACCAAAGUGACUGACAGACAGCUGCUUGGCAUCAAGAGUUGCAGUUUUUCUUCAGGAGAUGUGGCCUUGAUAGACUUUGGAGAGGACAUAAGUCCGCUAAGCCCAGGCAUUGUUUCUCCUCUAGUUGAACAGACUGCUCCUUCUUUAGCUAAACUAGCUAUGGAUGCCUUCUCAUUGCUUGAUAAAACUCCUCCUCAGAGCCCCUCACGCUCACUUCCUCGUCCUCUUCAUCCAACUCCUGUGGUUGAUUGGGAUACUAAACCUCUUCCAGCUCCUCCAGCUUACGAUGAGGUGGCACAAGAUGAGGAUGACUUUGAAGUGUGCACUAUAAAUAGUCCUGAUACUCUUACGGCAAACAGAGAAAAGGUAACAAUGAAUCUACUUCAGAGAUCCAGUGAAAAAGGAGAAACUAACUAUGGCUAUGUCCUGGAAGCUGAGAGGGGUCCAGCCAUAAAAGUGGAAGACAAUCUGUUUCUGCCGUCAAAGGAUGUGAAGCAACCCAAUUAUUCUCAAACAUCUGAAAUCUUUGAGGAACUGCAGCAAGAAUGCAUGAAGAGGCUUAAUGUUCCUCCAUCCUCUUCACUGGCAUCAACUCCAAGCCCAAGCUCCUCUGUUGUCAACAUUAAUGUGACUGUAUCAGAGGACAAGCCACAAAUACCCCCAAGAAUACCUAUACCUCCCAGACCAAUUAGACGUAAUGAGCAUGACCGAUGGUCUGGAGAGCUGUCUCCAGCUUUUGGAGCAGAAGAAGUGGGAUGGGCACCAUUAUUGCCUCCACGAGAUCCACUGUCUCAGCCCACAUCCAGGACUCCUAGCCCUAUGGCUUUUCAGGUGGGCUCACCCCAGCAGAGGUCUAACCGCUGUUCUCCCAUGUUCAUUGGGCUUUCUACUUCUCCAGGUAAACCUAUGCCCACUACUCAAAGCUUUGCAUCAGACCCUAAAUAUGCCACUCCCAAAGUUAUACAAGCCCAGGGUAAAGAUGCUUCUAAAGGUCCUUGCAUCUUGCCUAUUGUGAAAGAUGGUAAGAAAGUUAGCAACACUCAUUACUACCUUUUGCCUGAGAGACCUUCAUACUUGGACAAAUAUGAGAAAUUUUUCAAGGAGGCCCGAAGUCCAGAGGAAACUUCAGUGAGUAGAAGUAUCACUACGGCCACUGUUAGACCAAUGGUGCAGCAAAUGGACUGUAAAGCCAACUUUUCAUCUAACAAUAGCAACUGUUCAUCCAAGAGCGCUGUGAAGACCGCCUGUAGUCUGCAAAAGAUUGUUUACGAUGGCCCAGAUAAUUUCAGGCCCACAGAAAAAAUCAGACUGGUUCAGGACAUGGUCCAUGGAGUGACCACAGAGGAGUGUCAGACAGCCCUACAGAACCAUGGCUGGAAUGUUCAGAAGGCUAUCCAGUACCUAAAGGUUGAGCAGUUGUUCUGCCUCGGACUGAAGACCCGAGUGGAGUGCCAUAAAGUGCUGGAGAUGUUUGACUGGAAUCUGGAGACUGCUAGCUCCCACCUUCUGGAGUCUUACAGCAGCUCUCAGCACAAGUGAUGAUGUCAUAACACUUCUGAGGAAGUUGACGAUCUGCACAACAUACACCUACCUGGACUCCCUCGCUUAAAGCAUUCAUGGACAUUGCAAGCGCCUCUUAUUUCGGAACCAGCCCACACAGGGCUUCCUCAACCCUGAAGGGUCAACCGUUUAACCAACCCAGUGUUCUGCUACAUGGACAUGUGUUAAUGUUGAAUCUUCUCUCUUAUAGUGUUUUGUCUGUUUGUUUUCUCUCGCUCUCUUUCCUGUUGUUCAUUUGAAAAACUCAUUGUUUUUAUAAAAAAAGAUGUGUAAUUUUAAUAUAUAAAUAUCUAUAUAUAUGACUAGAUAUAUAUAUAAAUAUAAGAUAUAAAGUUUAUUUGAAGAAAGACCAGAUUGUGGAUAUUCCUAGUUAUGACUUUGAUCUUUCUAUUUUAUGUUGUGGCUACUGUGAAAGAGAUCAAUCAUAAUUGACCAACACAAAGACAGAACGAAGUGGGCAGGGACAUUUUUUUUAAUUAGUUUUAAAUUUACCAGCAGCAAUGUUACAAAUACAAGCUAUGAAUACCUUGAACUGGAAAAAAAUAAUAUUGCAGAGUUAAUUGUUUAUUUUUCUUAUCUAUCAGAAAAUGUGGUUUUGGUUUUAUUUAUAGUUACCACCAUACAUUUAAUGUGGUUUGGUAAUAGCCUGGGAACUAUAGGCAGCUGCAAGAUUUUGGUGAUUUAGCCACAAAAUUUAAAGCAGCAUUUAUUUUAAAUAAACCUGGUUUUGCCUUCUUUUUUUUUUUUAACCUGUUUUAAAUCUAGCAGUGAAGUUGGCAAAAUCUCAAAGCUGCUUGCUAUUUAAAGACUAAUGCAUUUUAGCCUUUAGCUCAAAAUCACAGGAUAUACUAUUCAUAAAUCAUAUUGUCCCCUUCAGUGAAAAAAGUAAUAAAUAUUGCCUCCUAUAUUAAAUUAUUUAAACAUUGUUGUUACAUGAGUACUAAAAUGAAUAUUGCACCUCUCAAGAUGAACUGACUUGGCAUCUGGAAGAGCUUGUUUGCAGUCCGUCUAUUCAAAAUGUGUUUUUUUCUAUUACAUUAAAUAAAGAAAAAUAGUAGGUUUUUAUUAGGGAACAUCCUUACCAAAAUAAUUCUGGGUACAAUAUUUUAGUGACAAUUCAGCAGUGUUAUUUCAAUAAUUUAAUAAAGGAAGCAAAAUUAUUUUAUUAAAGGGGGCAAGAUUUAUUAUGUGAUAAAUAUAUUUCAGUGAACGGGGCAAUAAUAUUUAUUACAUUUUCUAAAGGGGGCAAUAAUAUUUAUGAACUGUUCUAAAGGGGACAAUAAUAUCGAUUUGUGUACCUAAAGGAAGGAGUAUUAAAAAUCUAUUUCUAUAAA
Pseudophryne corroboree (corroboree frog) is the source of this 5896-nucleotide messenger RNA. It is a transcript of the gene TNK2, whose product is annotated as tyrosine kinase non receptor 2. Gene Ontology annotation, biological process: negative regulation of epidermal growth factor receptor signaling pathway; signal transduction; protein phosphorylation. Gene Ontology annotation, molecular function: protein binding; ATP binding; protein tyrosine kinase activity. The record is from RefSeq and is a predicted model, not a curated record. Lineage: Eukaryota; Metazoa; Chordata; Amphibia; Anura; Myobatrachidae. Bases 999 to 4541 code for a protein of 1180 amino acids. The transcript has 17 exons.